Selaginella moellendorffii is the source of this 1821-nucleotide messenger RNA. Its product is annotated as probable bifunctional methylthioribulose-1-phosphate dehydratase/enolase-phosphatase E1. The record is from RefSeq and is a predicted model, not a curated record. Bases 11 to 1480 code for a protein of 489 amino acids. Gene Ontology annotation, molecular function: methylthioribulose 1-phosphate dehydratase activity; acireductone synthase activity; magnesium ion binding. NCBI's taxonomy places the organism in Eukaryota, Viridiplantae, Streptophyta, Lycopodiopsida, Selaginellales, Selaginellaceae. Gene Ontology annotation, cellular component: cytoplasm. The transcript is spliced from 12 exons.
UUUAUCGGCAAUGGGGACAGUGGUGGAGAGCGCCACUGAGCAAGCGAAGACGCUCGUGGCGGCGCUGUGCAGGCAGUUCUAUGGCCUCGGCUGGGUGUCUGGAACUGGCGGAGGUGUUACUCUCAAGGUGGAGGAUCCGCAGCUCCCCAUGGCCGAUCGCUUGAUCGUCAUGGCUCCCUCAGGAGUCCAGAAGGAAAAGAUGAAUGCGGAGGAUAUGUAUGUGCUGGAUAAGAAUGGGGCCGUCCUCUCCACACCACUGCCAUUGCCUCCUCCUCACAAGCCGCCCAAAUGCACGGACUGUGCUCCUCUUUUCAUGAAGGCGUACACGAUGAGGAAUGCUGGAGCUGUGAUUCACAGCCAUGGAAUGGAGAGCUGUCUCGUGACCAUGAUCGAUCCCGGUGCCAAAGAGUUUCGGAUCACUCACAUGGAGAUGAUCAAAGGAAUCAAAGGGCAUGGUUACUACGACGAGCUUGUAGUCCCGAUCAUUGAAAACUCUGCGUAUGAAUACGAGCUCACGGACUCCUUAGCAGCAGCCAUUGCCGCUUAUCCACGAACGACGGCGGUGUUAGUGAGAAACCAUGGGAUUUACGUCUGGGGUGACUCGUGGAUCAGUGCUAAAACUCAGGCAGAAUGCUACCAUUAUCUUUUUGACGCCGCACUUAAGCUUCGCCAGUUUGGCCUCGACCAUACAAACCCCUUGCAUGGACCAGUGAAGAAACUCAGCCUUGCAGCUCCAAAGAAAAACUAUCCCCGUGUGAUUUUACUUGAUAUUGAAGGCACCACCACUCCCAUAUCGUUCGUGACGGACGUUUUGUUUCCCUAUGCGCGUGACAAUGUGGGAAAACACCUCUCAGCCACUUACGAUUCGAAGGAGACUCAAGAUGAUCUAGAACUUCUCAGGCAACAGGCUUCUAAAGACACGAAGGAGGGAAACGUGCAAGCGCAGCUCAUUCCUCCAAGUGAUGCUCCUAAGGACGAAGUCAUUGCGGCAGCGGAGCGUAACGUUCUCGCCAUGAUUGCUGCCGAUCGCAAAGUUACAGCCCUCAAACAAUUGCAGGGACAUAUUUGGAGAACAGGAUACAAAAACGGUGAACUCAAAGGCCAAGUCUUUCAGGACGUUCCUGAAGCACUCUCCUUGUGGCAUUCUGCCGAGUCGAAGGCCUAUAUUUACUCGAGUGGGAGCCGAGAAGCGCAGCGGCUGAUCUUUGGGAACACAAACUUUGGUGAUUUGAGGAGAUACAUUUCGGGCUACUUCGAUACCGUGACAGGAAACAAACGAGAGGCACGGAGUUACACUGAAAUCUUCCUUUCGGUGGGUGCCGACGAGCCCUCUCAGAUUACUUUCGCCACGGACGUGCUGGCUGAAGCUGUUGCGGCUAAAGAAGCUGGCCUGGACACUGUGAUACUUGAGAGACCAGGGAAUGCACCGCUGCCUAGCGGUCAUGGUUUCAGGACGGCAAGCACCCUUCUCGAGAUAUAAGAUUGGGACUCAAAGUUUGCAAGCUCUUACUCAAACAAAGAAUAGCGUCUUGGCAUAUUCGAGAAGCUAAGUUAUCGGGUCACGUGGCUUUGGGCUUGUGAGAAGUCUAGAGGAUAGCAUCAGGGCCUUAACACCAAGAAGCAAAGUUUUUUAACCUUGUAUUCUCAAACCAGGAGUCUCCAGUUCGUCCUUCUUGGCUCUUGGGAUACCAGCCGGUUUGUGAGCUUUAUUCACGAAGUUCACGGGUGAAUCAUCUAAUAGCGCCUCGUCAAAGUCCUUACUCCCGAGAUGCAAGACUGCUAAAUAAAUGGAAUUGUUCCCACGGAAACAACAGCUAGCGA